Molecule: messenger RNA, 3155 nt
Organism: Brassicogethes aeneus
Lineage: Eukaryota; Metazoa; Arthropoda; Insecta; Coleoptera; Nitidulidae
Source: the annotation of a GenBank genome assembly
GCCGCUCCCAGCAUACAAAUAUUUCCGCAGAACGGCAAAAUUGUGGCCAAGAAAGGCGGCAUAGUCUCGUUUGAGUGCAAAGCCAAUGGUAAUCCGGGCCCAAUUAUUCAGUGGUCGAAAAAGGAUGGCAUUCUUCCUUCAGGACUGCAAGUACAAUCUGGAUACGUGCUGAAUUUCAAUGAGGUGCGGAGACAGGACGCGGGAAUUUACCAAUGCACCGCAUCGAAUGGAAUAGGACAACCGGUUACCGGGGAAAUCAAAUUGCACGUCUUAUAUCCUCCAGAGGUAAGCGUGCUGCGCUCGUGGGUGAACUCCGGCGAAGGAUUAGAAGCGAAAUUAGACUGCAUUGUGCACGCGGAUCCGCCGGCCGAGAUGAACGUCUCUUAUCACCUUCCCGGCCAGUGGCACGACCUGUCAGUGAAACCGUCUCAAACGUACAACGCGGCCAGCUGCGAGCGGACGCAAUCGUUCCUCAUCAAAAAUCUAGAAGCCGACUCCGUGUACGAAGUCCUAGUCCAAACGAAAAAUCAACACGGCUUCGGAGAACUGUCCGAUAUGCACCAAUGGUUCACUUCGAGAAGAGGGGGGCCGUUUGUGCACAGCUCCGCGUAUAGAAAUACUGUAGUGUGUAGAGUCGCGUUUAUUUUGAUUUUUUUGUUCGCAUUUUUUCUCAUAUUAACCUCGUAAAUUAUAUUAUAAUAAAUAUAACAAUAACCCAUUCACUGUUUUUGUAUUGAUUUUACGUAUUUUGGCAAAUUUAUCGCAUUCCAUUGGUCUUACAUUAAAAUAUAUUUAAUUUAAAAUGUAGAUCCUUAAAUUCUCUACAAAAAAGGUAAAAUACAUUUUUUCGUACGUAGGACCGUUUGGGAAAUAUAGCGCUCCAAAAGAAAAAGUGAUUGGGUUCUUUUUUACGAUUUUUAUUGGUUAUAAUUUAACCGACCACCAACUAAAUCAAAAAGUUAAAUGAAAAAUAACUUUUUUUUGCUUUAUGUAUUGGUGUAUAUUUUUGCUAAAAAGCUUUUGUAAAAAGUAAUGAGCAAUAAAUUUAUCUUAAUAAUAAGUACUCUACUUUUUAUGCCUAAAUAACAAUCAUAUUUCAAUUACAUUUUUAAAACUUAACUUCAAAUUUUAUUCUGGCAAAAAAUUUAGAAUGCUCAUAUUAUACACAAUUGAGUUUAAAAUCUUGAUAUUUAACAAAAUAAUGUAUUGAAGUUUUGUGUUUCCAUAAAAAUUUUACUUAAAUUAAAAAUGUCCAUUAAAUAUAGGUAUUCAGUUAAAAUAUUAUAUCGACCACUUUUGACCCUGACUCCUUUUGAGUUGGCUGAUUUUUUUUUAUCUUUUUCUUCCCUAUAAUUUUUUUUUCCAACAAAAAAAUCUUGGCGAGACGUUUUUUUUAAUUUCUUGUUAACGUACUAUCAGAAAAAUAUUGAAAAGUUAUUAAGACCGAUCUUCAAUUUUUUUUUUAAUUAAAAACAACGAAAACUUAAUUUUUUUAGAAACUGAACGCGCGAAUUUUCUGAAAUUUUCAAUAAUUUUUUUUCAAUUAAAAAAAAUUAACUCAUUUCUCAUAAUACCACAGUUUGAAAAAAUAAUACCAAUUGAAAUUGAAAUGUUUGUCCCAAAUAACAUUUUUUAUUAAUUUUCUUUGUUUUUAAAUGUAAUUUUAAAAUAACAUAUAUUAUAAUAAUAUAAUGUAUAUACAGUGUUGGCCAUAAUUUUUGCAACCACUGUAAAAAAAUCUAACUCUAAAACGCCUUUAUUAUUCUUUAUGAAAUUUUGGAUUAAAAUAUAUCUCAGUUUACGUGUUCUAGGGUUUUUCGAGAAAUUUUUUUUAAAGCCCUUUAUUUAAUAAUGAAAAAACGUUCGAAAAAUAACUUUUAAGGAAAAUUUUUUUUUUAAUAAAUAUAAAUAUGCUUAAAGUCCGUAUUUUUGUUAAUAUACCCUGAAAAUUUUGUACAAAUUAAACGAAAAGUAACGAAGCGCUUCAAAGUCGGUAAAAAUGGCCCCUUUUUGAUUAUUUUGAUGAAAAGUGGUCAUUUUUGACGACUUCGAAUCUUUGUUCCUGUUCAUUUGAGUUGUACAAAAUUUUCAGAGUAUACUAACAAAAAUACGAUCUUAUUACUUACUUAAAAAAAUUCCCUAAAAGUUAUUUUUCGAACGUUUUUUCAUUAUUAAAUAAAAGGGCUUUAAAAAUAUUUUCUCGAAAAACCCUCCAACACGUAAACUGAGAUAGGUAUAAGUAUUUUUAUCCAAAAUAUCAUAAAGAAUAAUAAUGGCGUUUUAGAGUUACAUUUUUUUUACAGUGGUUGCAAAAUUUAUGGCCAACACUAUACAUUAAAAAAUUAUUCAGAACAAUCUUCUAUUAUUUUUCUAACGUUUUCAAAAAACAUUGAAAUUUGGUUCGAUGAUUACCACAAUUUCAUUUAUUUUUAUUUUUUCAAACUUUGAGGUUCUCUCAACAUCUUCAAAAAUCUCCAGAUUGCUAUAAUAAAAAAUUAUCCGAGUAAAAAAAAUUGAAAACACCAAUUUGCAAAUGACAAGUUUAAAAAAAAAGAAAAGAAAAAUAUCGAGAAAUUUUCGUUUUUUCCGAAAAAAAAACGUUGAAGAUUGGUCUGAAUAACUUUUUCUAUAUUUUUCUAAAAAGUACAUUUAAAAACAAAUAUUUUGAAAAGAAAUACGAAAGUCAAUUUUUAAAAAAGUUAUAGAAAUUUUAAAAAUAAAGAUCCAUUUUCUGAAAAACUUUUGGUUGGGUAAAAAAAUUCUUUAAAAUGUUUAAAAAAAGUUUCACCCAAUUUGGGGUUAUAUAUUUUAACUGAUAACCAAGUAUUUCAAACCAAGUAUUUCACCCUAAAGUCUUAAUUACUAAAAUUAUUUUAGCAAAACUCUGUUUUACCAAAAAAGGUACUUAUUGACUGAUAUUUAAAUAUUUGCGAUAAAAUUAAAAAUAAUUGUAUGUGUUAGGUGCCAUAUUUUUGUAUACCUCAUUUCCCUAGUUUUUAUAAAAAGCACUGUUUUGUACACUUAAAACAUUCCAAAGUAUGUUAGUUUGAGAGAUUUGUCUAAAAUAAUAGAUUUUAUUGUUUUUAAAAGUUUUAUGAAUAAAAAGUUAAAAAUAUAUAAAAUUAUAACGUCCUUAAAUGAAACCAAUAAUUUUU